AUGGCUGCCGCUGAUCCUGCUCCAGCGCUAGUCGCUCUGGACAAUGCGAUCGCGCAGAUCGAUCUCCUCGUCUCCCGCCUCACUGCGUCGUCCGCCUCCUCAGCUGACGUUCCCGUUGCCACUCAGCCGAAGACAGCAGCAGCUGGAAGCAACGGCGAAAUACAGUCGUCAGAAAAAGGAAAAGCAAAAGCUGCGAAACCAGCGGCGCAAUCAUCAUCUGCUUCUGCGUCAGGAGGAGAAAACGUAGAAAAUUUCGACAAAUGUGACAUCAGGGUGGCGCGGGUGCAGGCGGUGGAGCCCCACCCCGUGGCGGAGAAGCUCUACGUCUGCCAGGUGGAGGUCGCGCCAGGGGAGGUCCGCCAGGUGGUGGCUGGCUUGAGGAAAUUCAUCUCGCAGGAGGAGCUGCAGGGGCGGCUGGUGUGUGCCGUGUGCAACCUCAAGCCCGCCAAGCUGGCCGGGCAGCCCAGCCAAGCCAUGAUGCUCGCUGGCUCGCACCCUUCUGCCGAGGCUGAGGCCGGGGAGAUUGUCAAGCUCAUUGAUCCGCCCCAAGAUGCGGCAGUGGGUGAUCGAGUCUGCAUCCAGGGUCGGCCUGCGAGUGCAGCCCCAGUGAAGCAGCUCAGCUCCAAAGUGUGGGAGAAGGUCGCAGGGCUGCUCCGCGUGCAAGGAGGAGCUGCAACAUAUGAUGGGCAGGCUCUGGUCACGGGGGCGGGCGGAGGCAUCACAGUGCAAGGCCUAGUUGAUGGCAGGGAUGGGCAUUUGACAAAAGAGGGGCAUUUGCCGACGGAGGGGGUGAUAAGACUUAUGAACGUGGAUGUGCCGUUGCAUACCGACCCGGGCAAGGAUGACGUGGCAGUGAGUGAUGGGCUGGUGCGGGCGGCAGCUUCGGCGCUGCAUGUGCGCCCGGAGCAUCUGCCCCCGUCUGCUCUCACCGUCGUGCGCAAGUCGUUCGACGCCCGCAAGGUGUGUAAAGGGUUUAGAGCGGUACUUGGUGGCAGGGAAAGUUUGGGCGCUGCAUGUGCGGGCGGAGCACCUGCCCCCGUCUGCUCUCACCAUCGUGCGCAAGUCCUUCGACGCCCGCAAGCGGGGUUGCUGGCAGCGCUCGUACUAGCAGAAGCAGGCGAGCAGGUGACAGUGAUAGAACGGGGUCAGCCCGUGGAGGAGCGGGGGCGAGACAUCGGCGCUCUAGCCGUGCGGCAUGUGUUGAAUCCUGAUAGUAACUUCUGCUAUGGGGAGGGUGGUGCUGGGACGUGGAGUGACGGUAAACUGACGACCAGGAUCGGGAAGAAUAGUCAGGAUGUGAGGGAGGUGUUGAAUGUGCUGGUCAGGAUGGGCGCUCCCGAACGUAUUCUUGUGGACGGGCGUCCGCACCUGGGCACCGACAGGCUCGUGCGCAUCCUGCAGCAGUUCCGGGCCUAUUUGUUAGGUUUGGGCGUGGAGAUCAGGUUCGGCACCGUGGUGGAGGAUUUGGAGGUUCGGAACGGGCGGGUGGCCGGGGUGCGAGUGAGGCCGGCUGGGAGUGCGGUGGGAAGCGGUGCAGAGGGGCGGAGUGUGAUAGCUGCGGAUAGGGUGCUGCUGGGGGUGGGGCACUCAGCCAGGGCAGUGUUUGACAUGCUGCUGUCUCACAACGUGCUGUUGUCUCCCAAGGACUUUGCUGUGGGCUUUCGCAUCGAGCAUCCCCAGCGCGAAAUAAAUGCCAUUCGGGUAAGGCUUUCGAGACUGUUUGACAUGCUCCUCCUAGGGGUGGGGCACUCAGCAAGGGCGGUGUUUGACAUGCUGCUGUCUCACAACGUGCGGCUCUCCCCAAAGGACUUUGCUGUGGGCUUCCGUAUCGAGCACCCCCAGCGCGAGAUCAACGCCAUCCGAGGCAGCAUGGACGUGGAGGCAGCAGUGGCGCGCGGCAAGGGGCCCAUCCCCGUGGCUGACUACUCCCUCGCAGGACAGUUCUCCCCCACUGCCAGCAGCACCAGCCGUGGGCAGCAGGAGCGCAGCUGCUACUCGUUCUGCAUGUGUCCGGGCGGGCAGGUGGUGUGCACGAGUGUGAGCGCAGACGAGCUGUGUCUCAACGGCAUGUCCUUCUCCCACCGCUCCUCGCUCUGGGCCAACGCUGCUCUGGUUUCUUCCGUCUCCUCUGCUGCUGGCGACUUUGACGAGUUUACAAGGGAGCACGGCGCGCUAGCAGGCAUGGAAUAUCAGGUAUGUUGGAGUGGUUUCUGA
Messenger RNA from Closterium sp. Yama58-4, 2214 nucleotides. The record is from the annotation of a GenBank genome assembly. NCBI's taxonomy places the organism in Eukaryota, Viridiplantae, Streptophyta, Zygnematophyceae, Desmidiales, Closteriaceae.